Molecule: messenger RNA, 4306 nt
Organism: Salvia splendens (bonfire salvia)
Lineage: Eukaryota; Viridiplantae; Streptophyta; Magnoliopsida; Lamiales; Lamiaceae
Product: probable 2-oxoglutarate-dependent dioxygenase At3g50210
Exons: 13
Coding region: 158-1141 (327 amino acids)
Source: RefSeq, a predicted model, not a curated record
AUAAAUCAUUAUCUGGAAUCUUUAUAACAUAAAUAAAUCUAUAAUAAUUGAUGUAUCUCUUUCCUGUUUGUUCUGUUGCUGCUGCACAUACAAAAACAGAAGGAAGAAACCAAACAAGAAGAAGACAUUGGUUUUGGAUGAGGUGAGAGCUGCGGCCAUGGCUACCGACUUCAUAUCCAUUCCUUUGAUCGAUAUUAGUCCGCUAGUGGAGAAAUGGGAUGAUCCGAACCCGAUCCGAGAUGAAAGAGUUGCAGAAGUUGUACAACAGCUGGAUAAAGCUUGCAGAGAAGCUGGCUUCUUUUAUGUGAAGGGGCAUGGGAUUCCGGAUUCUGUUUUGAAAGAAAUUAGAAGUAUAUCUCGCCAGUUUUUCGAUUUGCCAUAUGAAGAGAAACUCAAAAUAAAACUCUCUCCAGCAACGGGAUACAGAGGAUACCAACAGGUCGGAGAGAACAUUACCAAAGGCGUUCCCGACAUGCAUGAAGCUAUUGAUUGCUACAAAGAAGUGGAACCUGGAAUGUAUGGAGGCUUUGGUGAAAUUAUGGAAGGAUGUAAUAAAUGGCCAAGUGAUCCUCCUCGUUUUAAAAAUUUAAUGGAGGACUAUGUCAGUCGUUGCACAGAUUUAUCAAGAAAGAUAUUAAGGGGAAUAGCUCUGGCAUUGGGCGGGCCUUUGGAUAUGUUCGAAGGUAAUUUAGCAGGGGAUCCAUUCUGGGUGCUUCGCAUAAUUGGUUAUCCUGCUGUCUCCCACUCCAGUUGCAAGCAAAUGCCCGAUGCCAAAAAUGAUAUCGGAUGCGGAGCACACACUGACUAUGGUUUACUAACAUUGGUUAAUCAAGACUAUGAUAUAACUGCGCUGCAGGUUAGAAACAUCGAUGGGGACUGGAUACCGGCUGCACCUGUUCCGGGCACAUUCGUGUGCAAUAUAGGCGACAUGCUGAAGAUAAUAACGAAUGGGUUAUACGAAUCAACUGUGCAUCGGGUGAUAAAUAAGUCUGCAAAAUUUCGAGUCUGUGUGGCAUAUUUCUAUGAGACAAACUAUGAUGCCGUUGUACAACCAGAGGAGAUAUGCGUGCAGAGGAGUGGUGGCGCCAAAAAGUUUGAUGAGGCUGUUUAUGGGAAGCAUUUGAGUGAAACAACCACCUGAAGAGCUGAUUUACAAAGAAAACGAGGAUGCAAAGGGAGAAGAAAGACUGUCCACCCAAUGGCUUGAUGAAGAAAAUGCCUCCACACUUGCAAACGAUGGAGUUAUGAAAAUGGCUGCAACAACACAGCAGGCUACCCACUCAAGGAAAAGAGGCUGAACAGCCCAAGCCAUGACAUGUGCAAGAUCCCAUGAAGUGUAGAAGCUGCCCUUCCCGGCACACUCGAUGACCCCCUUGUUUUUCUUUUAUUUUAUUUUUUGUUUAUUGGUCUGUGUUGUGUUUUGAGUUUGCUUCCACACUAAGCCCCAACUUGCUGACGAGCAGUAAGGCUUUAGUGUGAGGAGGGCUUUGUGUUUUAUGUUGUUUGUUUGUUUUGUGUAAGAAGCCUGUAACGGCAAGGUGCUUCUCCAUCCACAGCACAAGGCGCGGGCAGCUGAAGACCGCUUGGAAGAGAUGAAUCGAACCCCAAAACCGCUGACUCUAGGAGGGAUCAGCCAAGGAAAUGACCACCCGCACGACCAAGUAUUUUAAGUUUAUGUUUUUAAUUUUCUGUACAUAUGUGUGUCUGUUUUCCUUGCGUAUCUUCACCGCACUUAGCCUGGUGCCCAGUCUAAGUGUUAGAAGUUUGUUUGUGUUUAUGUGUUUUCUUUGGUAAGUAUUGAUGUCUUCUCCCACUUAGCCCGAUGUUUGGUCUAAGUGUGACAAGUUUGUGUAUGUUGAUAUGGUUUUGUAUGUUUUAAAAGUGCAGCACUUACUACUCUUUUCCACUUUAUCGUGUUAGCUUGAGGGUAAACAAAGAUCAAGUGAGAGGGGGGAGUAGUGUGGAGUAUAUGCUCGACUGGACUGUGUGUGUUGUCUGUUGUGCCUGAUUUAUCUUGAUCAAAUUGAACGAAGCAUGUCAAAUCUUGAAUUGAUCAGUUGAUAGGUCAAUUGGUAGGAUAGUUAAGUCAGUUGAGUGUGUCAAGUAUGUGUGUUCAGUUGUGAUUAAGAAAAUAUGUAUGAGCUGGGAAUAACAGAAGGCAUAAAACCCUCAGUGAGAGUGAACGAAGAAGGAAGUGCAUGUUGAAUUGUGAGACCCCUCUUGCUAAAAAUAAGUUGAAAUCAGUCUAGAGGAAGUAAGAACGAUGGAAGAGCCCAAAUUUUUAACCAAUUGUGAAGCCCUCCAAAGUGAGUUAUAAGCCAGAGUAGAACACUUUCUACUGAAAUAAAAAAAAUUAGAGAGGCUGCCACUUGAUGCUGAGAGGGAAAUGACAUAGGCUAGCAAGGACUAAAGGCAAUAAGAAAUAACCAGUUGGGCUAUUCUCUUUCGAACCAGAUAAACCCGCCUCAUUGUAAGGGCACCCCUUAGUUACCCCAUUUUGAACCUUCAUUUCGAAUUCAUCCUCCUUUGAAACCAUGAGGCUCCAUGCCAUGUGAGUUAGGGGAUAGAACGGAGCAGCUAACCAACUGGGGAUAGAAGGGAUGGAAAAGAAAGAUUUACAGCCAAGCAGGUAGAAAAAAAGGAAAAGGGCAGGAAUUUAUAAUCUGGCCCGGAAAAAAAAAGAGAGAAAUAGGUAAAUAAAGGGUAGGAGAAAGUGUAACCUGACCAAAAAAAAUCAGUUUAGACAAGGCUGGAAAUAAUGUAACCUGACCCUGUGGGAAAGGUUAGAUGAAUAAGGUCAAAUGGCCAAAGGAUAUUGUCAAUAUGUGGGGGAUCUUUUUGAAGAUGUAAUAGGGAGGCUGCUUCAAUUUUGCUUCCGAGUUCACAUGUCUUUCGUUGUUUCAAGUUUUUUAUGAACCUAUGACUCAUAGGAUCCUUACCUAUUUACAUCAUAAACCCUGGCCUCAUUACAACCCUAAGAAAGACCUUAAGGAACUAGUCUGUGCCUAUGGAACUCAAGCAUCAGUGGUAUGACAAAAUGAAUGAGUGAAUGGUCCUAACAUCUCUGGUGAUAAAUGAGUGACCAAGUGAAUCCAACAGUUAGUUAGAGUAGGGGCUAUCUUGACGAACUAAUAGGUUGAUCAGACUGAACAAAAGAGGAGGGAGGAAUUUGAGACUGCAAAAUAUUUGGAGUGACCUUAAGCUUGUAGGGAAUAUUGCCUGAAGUGGAGCCAGUGUCAAACAUGGAGAUGUAAAUAUUUGCUUAAGUGUUGCUUAUGUGUGUCUGUCUGUGUUAAUGUCUGUUGAGUCAGUUUAGUUUUAUUUAGGAGUCGGUCAGGGACCCAUGCAUGUAACUUGCCCUUUUUAUUAUUGUUAUUUCAUACUUGAGGACAGGCAUGGUUUAAGUGUGAGUAGUUUGACAUGACUCGUUACAAGCAUGGUUUAUAGGGGUUUAUUACACUAACCAGGGUGAUAAUGUGCGAAAAAGUGGUGAAUUUAAGUGUGAAAGUACUAAAAAGUGUUGAAGCGGCAGAAUGCAUGAACAACUUAAUCAACUCGGAAAAUGAGCGAAAAAUGGCCAAAUCUGAAGACAAAUUGAUCAGUUGGAGACAAGCAAUGGAGUCUGCCCAACCAGCAAGUUGAUCAAGUGGAGUUCACCACAUGAAUGAGUUGAUCAAGUGGAGUUCACCACAUGAGAUGACUGAGUUGAUCAAGUGGAGUUCACCACAUGACUGAGUUGAUCAAGAGGAGUUCACCACAUGAGAUGACUGAGUUGAUAAAGUGGAGUUCACCACAUGACUGAGUUGAUAAAGUGGAGUUCACCAAAUGAGAUGAUUGAGUUGAUCAAGAGGAUCUCACCACACGAAGACGUAUCUGCUGAAUCAUCCUCAAUUACUUCAAGGGUAAAUUGGUCAAAUUGGACGAGAAGUUGCCUUAGGGUUGAGGUUGAAGCCGCCCUUUAAAUAGAAGCUUUCCACGAUGAAGAGGCAGCGCUUAACGCUAUCGUAGUUUAGGUAGGAAGCUCUCAUAGGCGCUUAACGCCACCGCUUCCUUAGCUUAGUUCCGUGGUUUCGACGGAGGAAUUGACAACUCCGACGUCGGGAUUACGUUUUAUUUCAUGUUUUCAAGACUUUAGUGUAGAUUUACAGUGUGUUGGCCAUUUCAACGGUGGAAUUGACUCCUCCAUCGUAGAAGCUCCUUCACACCUUGCUUUCUAGUUAGAUUAAAUGGUUUCAACCGAAGAAUUGACGACUCCGCCGUUGGAUCUCAGUUUAUUUCAGUUUUAUGAAGCUUUGGUUUAUUUUGA